AUGGAGGAUAUAGACGACGUCUUUCGUUUCUUGGACUCCCCCGAGGGAAAAGAGCUUUGUGAAGUUCUCUCCUCCUUGCUCUCGUCUGAUGAAGAACUGCCUCCACCGCCGGAGUCCACGCUCCAAGGAGACAACGUUGCUGGUAGCGGCAAUGUUGUCUCCAGAGUGCCUAUCACUGUAGCAUGGAUGCCAUUCUCCGGGGCCGACUGCAGUCGUUGCCAUAUUCUUAGAGACGUCGUUCAUGCAGGGAGUCAUCCUAGAAAGAAACAGCGUUCCACUGUUCCCAGAAAUAUCAGUAGGGCGAAUAUCUAUGCAAAUGUGACUGAGUUUGCUGUUAGAUCUAAUUUAAACGCUUCGACAAACUGAUCCAUGGAGUUUUAGAUGAUUUCUUCAUGCUAUAGAUCGGGCUUUUAGGGUUUCUCCACUGAUCUGUGACCCAUCUUUCCUAUGUGGGGUUUUCUAACGCUGUUCUCUCUCUCUCUCUCUCUCUCUCUCUCUCUCUCUCUAUCUAUCUAUCUAUCUCUCUCGCCAUCUCGAAAAUGGUUUACACCGGUCUGCAGUUCGUGUUUCUAAUGAUUUCCUCGUAAUGUUGCUUAUUUUCAACUAGUUAUCAAGAUCCUUCUCUCUCUCUCUCUCAUCUAGUUGACUCAGGUCUUGCUUGGAUGAGUUUUAUCUGGAUAGUCUAGGGUUUUUUGUUUUCGUCUAAACAUACUACGAACGAUAGAUUUCUCUCUACUUAUCCCUGUCGUCUACUUAACCUGGGGUCAAGAGUUUGAAGGUUUCCUGUGGUUUGUUUAUGGUUUUCUGCCAGUGUUGUUGGAGAUCCGUUUCCGUAUUCUCCCUCUCGGCUGGCUGGCUUCAGUGUAGCAUGCAAGGUUCUUCACUUUUAUUCCGUUUAUUCACGUUCACAUAGACCGAUCUCUCUAUAUUUGUCCUUAGCAGGUGGUUUUCUCACAUCCACCAUUCAAGGUUUUAUUUCGGUUCACUCUAUAUUCAGUUUUUUGUUGUUGUUUAAACAUGUUAUCGAAGAUCAAUCCAUCUCCUUUUUGUCCCUCUCAAGUGAUUCGUCGGAGCUAGGGUUUCAAGAGUUCUUCACUUCCACUUAAUGUUGGCAUUGAAGAUCCUCUUCUCUCUCUUGACUGAUUUACUCACAUUUGGCGAUCAGAGAAUAUUGGAUUGUUGAUAUUUUCAAUUCUCGUUUAAUUGUAUUUUUUUUGGUCCAUCACCAUCUCUCUUUAUUUUUAUAUGCUGGGUUUGGUGUUCGUCAUUUUUUGUUAUGCUGCGAAUAGUUUUGCAUUCUUGGUUAAUCUAUCACUGACGAUUGGUAUGUCUCCAUUUCCGUCAACACAUUCACUCGUAUCUGACACAUCUGAUGAUAUUGUCUACUUAGGAUUUUUGUUUCAGUUUUCAACAAGCUAUCAUAUCUCUCUCUUUCUCUCUCCCUCUCACUCCUUGUGAGUAGUUCUAUCUCUUUUUCUUUAUGUCAAUAUCUACAUGGUUUACGAGGCCCAUAGAUUCAAAGAUUCUCCUUCAUUUUCUUUUUGUUUACUCUUGGUGUCAAAAGAGUAGCUAAAGAUCUCUUUCUCUCUCUUUCCCCCCAACUAAAUUUCUCUAUUUUCUUCCCAGUUUUUUCUCCCUUGUACUCAUCAUGUAAUUGAUCUCUUUUUCUCCCUCCCUCACUCCCUCUAUCUCUCUUCCCUCUCCCCCUUCCCUAUUAUCUCAGCUUGAGGAUUUUAAGGAACUUUUCUGAUUUAACAAUCCAGAUGGUGUCUUACUUCAACAAGUGUUUGAAGAUCCAAUGAUUCUAUUACUUCCUUUUUGAUUGCAGGGCGCACCAGCAUGAAGCUUUCCCUCCAUGGAUUCUUGGGUGGUGUUCAUCAUGCUAUACUUAUCAUUCAACAUAUAGCAGACCAUGUUGUCGAGCAUAAGUAUAUUGCUGAGUGAGUAUUCUCUCAAUGAUUGUGGGGAAACUCUAAAAAUAGGAUUGUCAUUCUUUCUAGGGUUGGGACUAAGUUUCAGUACUAAAACUUAAUUGUAUGAGAUUAAUUAAAAAUCUAGUGAGAUUCAUCAUAGGCGUAAAUACACAAUUAGUGAAAUCAUGAAAAAUAUUAAAAAUGUCUAUUUAGUGAGUCUAAAUAAUAGUUUAGGGUUAGUUAUUAUCAUGUUGCAUUACAAUGAAAAGUAGCUUGUUAAUCAGAUUCAAAUGAUGGCGACUUGCUUAUUAGUUUUUCAUAAUUAUUUUAACACUAUAUCAACGUUCUCAUACAUGUUAACACUAUGUUAACUUUAUCUCAUACGAGAGAGAACAUUCUCAUAGCCCAACAUUGUUACUAGAACAAGUUGACCGAAACUUAAUUUUUGUAGUCUAGAUUAGCUCCAAUUCCUUGUACAUGUAUGUAUAUACAUGUGUCUUUUUUACUAUUGAUCACUAGAUGCUAAAUCAUUAUAUAUGUCACCAAGUCAUGAUAUUCCUACUUGAAAAUUUUCCUAUCAAAUCAUCAUCCCUCUCUCAUAUCAUUCAUUGAGUUGUCUGAUUUUUUCAAGCAUGAUUUCUUUAGGUUCUUAAAUUAAAGUACUAGAAGCCACCAGAUUUUGGUUGCUCCUUGUUUGUGUGAGAUCCUAUAUUCAGAUAAAUAUCGAUUUUAUAAGGGAUAAAAUAGUUAUUACAUUCUGUCUUGGUCAUAAUGAGUCAUGGAUACCAUGAUGCUUAGUUUAGUUCUUGAGAAUUGACCAUGGCGACUAAAAUCAAUUUCCUCAUGGAAUUUUUAUUCACAAUAUAGAUUCAUUUAUUAACUUAAUGAAUGAAAGCCACUAGUGUGCACAUAUACAUAGCAAAUACUUUAUUUUACGGAUACAUUUUGGGGUAAUAUGAUGUCAAUAUUUUUAUGCUUAAACUAGGCUAAUGCUAGUGUGUGACCUUGUAAUCAUGCAUGUAAGAAUAGUAAAUUGGAAUAACUAGAUUAAGGAUUUGGGUUUUAAGUAUUGUUCCAAGGUUGAGAUAUUUCUUAGUAAGUCUUGCACUAAAAGCUUACUAGUCACAAAACACAUACUUUUUUGAACAAGGUUAAAUUUAGAAUAUAAAUUUAUGACCUAUCUAGCUCACGUAUUACAUAAUUUCUUGUUAGAAAAUGUAUGACACUUCACCAGUUCUGAAUCAUUUUAAGUUGUUGACUAUUGUUUUGGACACUACUUCAUGAAAAAAAUAUUAUUUUAUGUGAGCAACUAUGCUGGUUAUGCUUCUAAAUUGAGUUGGAUGAUAUAACUCUUCUCAAAUUUCUAUUUUUAUAAUGAUGAACAUUCAAAAUGAGUGACUUAUUUCUAUUAUCCUUCACAGUUUAAGGCUACUUGAUGCUAAAUCAUUGAAGGAAUUUCUUGUGAACCACACCUAUCGCUGUUUUGAAGAUGGUCUAACACUUGUCCAGGACAAGUAUCAAACAUUCUAUGAAGUACUUUCUAUAAAGAUGGACUACCCAGAGGAUUAUAGGAUUCCCACUAGUAGCAUGAACCUUCAGGCGAGCCCAUCAAUCCCCAUCCAAGGUGGCCAUCAAGUAAAAGCCUCUAAGACAUCAGGAGGUAUGCCCUAAGAACUCAUCUAUAGUCCUUCAAACCUUGAUGAAUGAAUGGCCUCAGUUUAUCAGAUCCAUCCCAUGGGACAAUGAACUUACCCUAGCCUACAGUGCUGGAGGUUUUCAAAGUCAAUCCACAAACUACUAUUUAUUUGACUCACAUUCUUCUAGAAUUCUUGAUUUAAUGUCUUUUUGGCAUGUUUGGUAUUGCUGAUAUUGAUGCUAGGUCGUAUCAAACCAACACCAAGGAAGAGGAGAGGGCCUCAAAUCCAGAAGACUGGGGUCGCUGGUCAGGUUAGCACUUGUUUGUAUUGCAUGUUAAUCAUAUCCACAUUUUCAAACCUUUAACAUACAAAAAAUAUUUACAUAUUUUGUUUGUUGUUGGAAAGUAGUGCUAGAAGUCUAAAAAUCAAUAUGAAGUAGUAUUGAGAAAAGAUGAAACAUGUUAAUUGAAAGGGACCAAUUUUUUAUUAGUCUAAUCAUGUACUUUGAUUCAGAUUUAGUGCAUGUGAAUUAUAUGAUUGAAUAUAUAAAAUAGUAAAGUCAUCAAGUUGGUGAUAUAUAGAACAGCAACCAUAAUAUUACUAAACCUUACAAAUCAACACAUGUAGGGCAUGCUGAGAAGAAUAAGUUAUAGUUAUAUGCAUCUAUGAACUAAACCUAACCUUUCUCUUCAUACAUGAGAAGAUAAAGUUAGGAGUCAAAAAAUUAAUAAAAUCUAGGAAGCCCUUGAAACUUAAUGAAUACAUUUGUUACAAGGCAUAACUAUUGCGAGGAAGGAAUAAAUAAGACAUCAAAUUACAUUUCACUACACAUAUAGAAAUUCUCCAUGAAGAAAUUGACAAUGGGCCACAUCCUUUUAAGCAAAUACAAAAAAUAGUCCAAAGAAAAAUCUAUUGGACUGUCAAUCUGGUCAUUGUGAUAUGCGAUCCAAACUAUUUUUUCAAUAACAUAACUUUAUCAUGGUACUACUGAAAACUUAUUAUAAGCAUGUCCUUUAGCUCUUAAGGUUUUUUGGUUCAUAUUUGGCUCCCUUAUCCUAAACGAUUUCUCAUGCUGUGUAGUCAUUAUUAUGAAAAUACACCAAUUAAAAUCAUCUAGACUUUCCAUGAGUUGUGGGUGUUAUAGUCUGGUUAAGAUCAUAGUCUCUUUUGUUAAUAUGUGAUUAUCUACUUAUUCGAUUUUGUCUUCUCAAUAUGGAUUAUCAUAUAUAUAUAUAGAUAUAUUUCUUUGCUUUUAUAAUUUUUUGAUGUUUCAAAUUCUCUAAAAAUAUUCUUCUUAGGUCCAUAAUGGUGUGGAGCUCCAUGCUAUGGCUUCCAAUGCAUCGAUGACUGCACAUUAUUACAUGCAAAUGUGUUUAUUUUUCAUUUUUUUGCAGUUUUACAUUUUCGCACAUUCAUCCUUUUUAUUUAAUGAUGGUAGACAUUUCCAUUAAUUUCUCUACGAUAUAUAGAUGAGGGUUCACUUACAUUUUCUACAUUAACCUUUCCUAUUUAUGAUGUCUCAGAUUUUUAUUUGUUGUGAUAAAAGAAUGUUGAGCUUGUGAACAGUUUUAGAUCACUCACUAUACAACUCAUUGUGUACAUUUCAUCACAUUGAAUUAAGGCAAAUGCUACUGUAAUAUUUUGUUCAAAGUUACUAUUAUUUUUAUGCCACAAAAUCUUAUCGUUCAUUUUUCUGUAAAAAGUUCCUUUGAGAGCAUAAAAAUAAACAUGAAUGAGUGACAUUUACUAUAAUCGCAUCAAUUCAUUGGUCUGUGAUUAAAUUUUAGGCAUUGGAGCUUGUUAUUAGGUUACUAAUCAUAUAAUUGAGAACUGUAUCAAUAUUCAAUCUCUAAUACUCGUCUCUGCUUGUGGUGGAAGUUUUUUAAAGUUAUUCAACAUUGAGAGCAGGAGACUUCAUUGAGAAUCAGAAACCUGACGAACAAAAUUAUUUCUUGUUCAUGAUGAACCAGAGGGAGAGAAUCAAGCAGCUAACAUAUACGGAUAUUUCUCAGUACUUCCAUUUGCCUGCAACUGAAGCGGCUCAAAAGCUCCGAAUCUGCUCAACAGCUCUAAAAAAAGUUUCCAGGAAGUUUAACUUAAACCGUUGGCCACACCGCAAGGUAUCCAUCCUCGAUAUUUCAAUCAAUCUAUAUAUCUUUAUAUCUAUAUAUCUAUGAAUUUAUCGAUCCAUCAAUCUACCUAUCUAUCUACCUAUCUAUCUAUCAGUCUAUCUAUCUAUCUAUCCAUCUGUUUAUCUAUAUAUGUAUGUAUCUAUCUUCCUAUCUAUCUAUCUAUCUAUCUAUCUAUCUAUCCAUCUAUCUAUCUAUCUAUCUAUCUAUCUAUCUAUCUAUCUAUCUAUCUAUCUAUCUAUCUAUCAAUCUAUCUAUGUAUCUAUCUAUCUAUCUAUUUGUUUGUCUAUCUAUCUAUCUGUCUAUCCGUCUAUCUAUCUAUCUAUCUGUGUAUCUAGCUAUCUAUCUAUCUUAUAUCUAUCCAGAUAGCUAACCAUGCAUCCAUUAGCGAUAUAUUAACCUCUGUAUUUAUCUCUUUCCGCCAAUGUAUCUGAUUGGUCUCCAUCUAUCUAUAUAUCCUCUCUCCCAAUCCUCCCCCUCCCUUUUCUCUUCACUAUCCCAAAACGUCACCAAAUGCGCCAACUAUGUGCACAUCCAUUUAGUAUAUCUAUGUAGCAAGCUGACCAGUGACAUAUCAUUUUCCUUUCGUAAUACUUGUAGCAGAUAAAAGGACUCAAGACUUGGGGGCCUGUCUUAGAGACCGAGGUUACAAAAUGUCAAUGAGGACAAUCAUCCACAUUCAGAUCGGGCACAAGGAAUUUGAAAACAUCUAUGAAGUUCUUGUUUGAGAUCGAGCCAGGGAAGAAUACUGAAAUAAAUAAUAAAUGAUAAUAAUCAUAUGGUUAUCGUAUCAAACCAUAUCAGCUAGUACUUUUUUAUGGCACUUCAAAUUUGAACUGUGUUUUACCCUCCCAUCAACAAUGGUGACAGAGUUUCUUCUGAAUGCAAGAUAAAGUCACGACUUUAUCCCUUAUCUGAAAUCUACAUUGUGAUGUCUGGUUUGAUCUUCGUGGAAUGACAUCCAUUUGUCUUGCAGUUUAAAAUCUUUGUUUCACGCAAUAUGAAUGCAUGUUUUUGAAAAUCAUCAGAUCAUGUUAUGAAUAUUAUGAUGAUACAUCCGAAUACUAAAGAAACUAUCUUGUUUUUUCGGUCAACAGUGCAUUUACUUACGACGAGUAUAUAUGUUUUAAUCUUUCUGAUAAUGAUAUCGUUCGUCUGCGAAGAGCAGGAGCAGCUACCCUGUGGGGCAUGCGUUUCACGUUCGGGCUUCGGUAGUUGGUCAGUCUCGCCAUAGGAGUUAUCAAGCAAACAUAAAUUAGGUCAGGCAAAAUUUUAAUUUGAUUAGAUUCAAUUAGAGCCUCUUUAUCACUACGAUAUCAUUAUCAUUAUCAUAAUAUUAUAGGGAGUAAAUCGGUCCUGUUAAUAAAAUUGAAACAGGGAAGAAUCAACCAGCAUUUUCAUCAUCCUCCCUACGACCAUAAUCUUGUUGGGUGUGAAGUUACUGACAAGGAAACAGAUAUAAACUAUCAUCAUCAUCAUCACGAUCAUCGCAGUUUUGGUGGGAAUAUGGUGGAAAGAUUGAUUGGAGAAGAAACCCACAUAAUCUAUCAUAGUCAAGAUCAAAACUUGUGCCGAGGAUGAGAUCCAUCCAACCUGUAUCCUGACCUCUCCUCCCCUGAACUGCAGCCGGGGAAUGACAUCAUUGCCCAGUUCAUUUUCGGGCCAAAAGUGUUCAGGAUGUACGGGCGGAUCCGCAACGUCCACGCCCUCUCCUUCCUUUCCGACCUCAGGCUCGGUCACUACGCGAAAGGAUAUCCUUUCCCGGUGCAUGUUCACGGCCCAGGUGCGAACCAGAAGGCUCUCUCUGGCCUCCGCCUAUCCUUCCUCUUUAAACCACCUCUCUCGGCGGUGCAGCUCGCGGCGCCGGCAGCCUGGUGGUGGCCUAGUGGAUGCUGGGAUCGCCGAUAA
Spirodela intermedia is the source of this 7587-nucleotide messenger RNA. Lineage: Eukaryota; Viridiplantae; Streptophyta; Magnoliopsida; Alismatales; Araceae. The record is from the annotation of a GenBank genome assembly.